Messenger RNA from Daphnia magna, 1983 nucleotides. RefSeq lists its product as uncharacterized. The record is from RefSeq and is a predicted model, not a curated record. The transcript has 4 exons. Gene Ontology annotation, biological process: DNA recombination; DNA integration. Gene Ontology annotation, molecular function: DNA binding. The coding region runs from base 1 to 1983 and encodes 660 amino acids. Lineage: Eukaryota; Metazoa; Arthropoda; Branchiopoda; Diplostraca; Daphniidae.
AUGUCUAGUCCUCCAUCCCCUAGUGAGUCCCGGCUACGUGAUUUGGCUUUGCGCGCGGAUCCCGCGGCUAGUGCUCGGGAACGUCGUGCACGCGACGCACCUUCCAUUGAUUCCCGCGUCGGCGAGACUGAAGAAGGCGAAAUUCUGGAUAUUUACGGGAGCCAUCAGAACGAUGGCGAAUUCAACGAAGAAUCUUCGUCGAGGCAAUCGCGUCACUCUCACCGUGGAGGUCGUGUAAGUAGAUCACCCCCUGCUUCUCGUUCUCGAUCCCGAAGUCGCUCGCCCAUGCGUCGCACUGUCGAUUCCACUGUAGAGAAUUUCACGGUAUCUGCGUCGAAAACACGCCUUGUAAGAAAAUGGAUGGUACAGGGUAUUCCAAAGACUGAUUGCAAGUCGCUGCGUCAACGAUACGCACCAAUAUUCGACGGUGAUUUUCAAUUGCAAUGCCCCAAACUAGAUGAGACAAUGGUUAGUUAUUGGAAACAGGCGGUCGGAAAAGAUUGGCGUUCAAAUUUAAACGAUUUCCAGGAGAAAUCUUGGCAAUCAGUCCAAUACCAGAUGUUGGAUUCAUUUCGGCCAAUACUACGCACUUGGAACCAAUUGCCGGAAGGCAGCCCCUUCUUAAACGACGUUGAAGCUACCCUACAGCUAUUAGGCUCUGCCUUUGCUGGAAUUUCUAAAUUUCGCCGUUCAAACGCAAUGCGACAUGUAGCUCCGGAACUGCUCCCUUUACUGAAGGACGAUCGAAUGUUUUCAUCUCACGAAUACGAAUGCCUUUUUGGAGACAAAUUUUUGACAGCAAUGGUCAAAGACGCUGACGACUUUGAAAAGGUCAAAAAAUUUGCCGGGCGCAGUGGCGUUUCUAUUCCGAAACGGUCUGAGAACCGUACCUCAAGUGGUCAAAGCAGUUACGGGUAUCGCAGUGGAGACAACCACUAUCAACCCUUCUCAAGCGGUUCACGCAGCAGCGGGCGCAGUUACCCCACCUUUACGUCGAAACAACAACAAACGUCCAGACCAACAAUCAAGAACGACUCUGGAUUCGUCAGACUGGAUGCUCCUCGAGGAAGCAUUUCUUCGAUUGGCGAAUAUUUGGCCAAUAGAUUUCGAUCUCUUUGCUUCCGCAUGGAAUGCGCAACACGCCAGAUUUGCUUAGUCGCUGCCUCAACCAAACGCAUCGACUCUGAACGCGUUCAGCCUCAACUGGAAGUUUCUUCAGGGAUACGCUUUCCCGCCAUUCCCACUCAUUCCUCGGUGCCUAUCCAAGAUCAAGCGGGACAAAGCAGAUCUGAUCCUCAUUUGCCCACUGUGGCCGUCGCAGGCCUGGUUUCCCAUCCUCCUGCAGAUGGUAUGGCAACUUCCACAAUUAACGUUCACCGCUCAACUCUGUCGAUGACACUCGAGCCCAUUGAGGGGAAAAACGUUGGUGAACAUCCGUUGGUGUUACGAUUGCUUAAAGGCUGCUAUAAUUUAAACCCUCCCGUACCUCGCUAUAAUAAGUUGUGGGAUCCGGAUAUCGUUCUCAACCAUUUCGCCACUCUCGGACCUAAUUCAGAUCUUGCCCUUUCUAUUCUCUCUAAAAAAUUAGCCAUGCUUUUAUCUUUAUCCAUCAUUUCUCGGGUUUCUGAGAUAUGCUCAACAUACAUUGCGGCAACAACCAAGUGGCGUAAGCCGGAGGAUGAUUCUCUUUUUCUGGCAGUGCGGCGGCCACAUCGUCCUGUGUCUUCAUCCACAGUCGGCCACUGGAUCAAAUCAUGUCUGAAUGACGCUGGCAUUGACACUGCAUCCUUUUCCGCCCACUCUACUCGUAGGGUGGCUUCAUGCAAGGCAGUGUUGAUGGGUGUUCCAGUUGAUCUCGUUUUACGGACGGCAAACUGGUCUGCGGAGUCCACCUUCCGCAGAUUUUACAACCACGAAUUGCCUACAGUUUCUGUCACAGAGGCAGAGUUGACGACGCAAACAAAUUCUCGGUCGUCGCUUUAA